This is a messenger RNA of Poecile atricapillus (Black-capped chickadee), 11063 nucleotides long. RefSeq names its product ST3 beta-galactoside alpha-2,3-sialyltransferase 3 (gene ST3GAL3). Gene Ontology annotation, molecular function: sialyltransferase activity. Lineage: Eukaryota; Metazoa; Chordata; Aves; Passeriformes; Paridae. The transcript is spliced from 13 exons. Bases 5700 to 6980 code for a protein of 426 amino acids. The record is from RefSeq and is a predicted model, not a curated record.
UUGUGCAGCUUCACUGCUUUUGAGAAAGCAGCUUAGCAAAUUCCCCACUGGCUCUUGAAGUUGAGGGUAUUUCCUGGUUUGUGAAGGAAAAGGAGGAAUCUGAAGCUGUGGGACUGAAGCAUGGCAGUGACAUGCUUGCAGAUGGUCCCUUGUUGUCACAGAACUGGGGAGCACUUUCAGCUGAGGAGUUUGGCUUUUCUGCAGGGCCUGAGGCUUAGAAAGCCUAUGGGAAGAAGGUAUCGAAGCUUCCCCUUUUCAUCAGAGCCCUGUGUGGGGCUGCAGCUGGUGGAGUGGAAGGAGCAGUGAUUUGGAGGUGACUGGGGUGAGUUGAUGGAGGACAGGGGAGCUGGGGCACAGAGCUGUCUCCUGUGGUCAGGCUUGUGUGAAGCUGGUCCCUCAGCACUGCUGGGGAACCCUUGCAUGAAACAGGUCCCCGAUGCCCUGGACCCACACAAUGACAGUGGUGCUGGGAGCUGACAGUGCCAAGCCAUGACUGCAUUGUGGGUUCUGGCAGAGGGGAGAAAUGUCCUACACACAGUCUGUGGCUGGGUUAGAGGGGGACUGGGCUGGAGCAGGCUGUGCUACCCAGCUUCACACCAGGGCUCAAAUGCCAGCCCAAGUGGGUUGUAGGUGCUGGACUCUGAACGCAGGACUUGUCUGGGUGACUGCACAAAGUAGUCGUGCUAAUCUACGCCAUCCACCAGGCACCAGUCUGUCAGAGAGGGUGUUGCUGGUACCAACAGCUCAACAGCUGUGUUGGUCUUGUCCCAUCCCUGCAUUGGAAGGACCAGUUCAGCUGCAGGUGCAAACCUUCCUCAACUGGUUACUGAGACCUGGAACGUUCCAGCCCUGAGCAGCUGCUUCUGCCUUACCCUGUAGGUCUGCCAGCAUCUCCCAGCAUAGUGAUGGCUCAGGUGAUGGCUGCAGAAAGUUCAUAUUCCCUUGGCUGUGGCAUAGGGAGGUUUUUCCCAUGGAGCAGGGUGGAGAAGAUCUGUUGGAGAGGCAGAGCUUUGUCCUCACUUUCUUGUGGCUGGGUGGGAUGGGCUGCAGCUGAAAACAAGGACCUGCUGGCCUGGCUGGUCCCCCGUAUGACUGCUGGGACAGGGGCACAGUCCUCCAUUGGCUGGCAGCUCUGUACCUCACUAUUUAGGAUCCCACUUACUACACAAGGAUCCAGUGUCCCCUUAGUCCUGUUCUCAUUCAUACCUAGCAACAUAGACUUCUGUGACUUCGAGUGAUGUACUUGGGGGGUUGAGGUGUUUCAGCAGCACCCUUCUGUCGGUGUCCUCUGCCUGUGGCUGGCAGUUGCCUCUUCAUGGCUGCUAUUAGCCCACAUCCUGACAGCAAGGAGAGCACCCAGAGGCCUUUCCCCCAGCUGCUCUAACUCCAUUAUGAAAAGCAGCUGCAAGAAUGCACAGGUUGUCAUAAAUGCUGAAUCUCCAGAACCGAGUGUGUUCAUGUCCCACAGCAGAGCACAAACACUUGGCCAUAUCCUGCAGCACAAGGGUCAGGGCAGGGGCUAAGCCCUCAGUCCCUGCACCCUCCCACACAGCUCCUAUGGCCCACGCCAUGCGGGGUGGUUCCUCUCCUUUCUUCAUUUUCCUAAGAGGGAGCAGAUGCCUCAGCACCCAGGAGUGAGGAAGAAAGGCACUGGGACAUGGCAGGGCUACCUCAGCUGGCAGCCACGCUGCCAACCCAGCACCAGGCUAGGCAGCUCUUCUCUUGACAAUGGUGAAGCACCUCCACCAGCAGCACCAGCACUUCCUCACAACACCUUCUCAGUGACUGGCAGCAUUUGAGGUGCCUGGUGCUUUCCCUUCCUCCUGCCUCACCUUGCCCUUGCUACUUUCUAUCUCUUUGAUCCCUUUCCUGAGCAUCGUGCUUGCCCUGGUCUCAGAUGUGUAGGAGGUGGGAUGUUUCAAGAGCAUCUCUCUGGGCUUAUGGUCCUGCACCCUGGGAAGUGUUGAUGUCCCUUGGUGCAUCACAGGGUUUUGAGAGGGGCAGUCACCCAAGAGGGGUGCAGCCUGUGGCUCUGCAGACAAGAGCUGCUUACCAGAGGCAAUGUUGCUGACCAUUUCCUUUGGGCAUGUGGAGAAGAGACCAGUGACACAAAUGGGGAAGUGGACACUGAUUUGGGCACUUGGGCUGCUGUGCUUAUGCUGUGGGUUUUGGCAUCAACUCACUUGGGCAUGUAUGGGAGAAACAAGUAUAAGUAACAGAGCUGGUUGCUGUGUUGUAUGAAGGUUGCUAGUGCUUUACUUGGGUUCAGAGGCUCCAGUUCACCAGGGAGCAAUGAAGAGGAGAUUCAGGUUGAACAGGAUGAAAAGAUGAGCCUAUGUCUAGUGGCCCCAUCACCAUAGCAGGCUAGCUGAAGGUACACAAGGGAUUGCUCCAGUGCAAGUAAUUAAGUAGUGAAGCUCCAGGCUGGAAAUUAUGCAUUCCCUGGGUCAAAGGCUGGCAAUGAGCACUGCUGCAGGUAGUGUAAUGCCACAAAGCCAGCUCAGGCUGUUGUUCCUGUUUUUAGAAAGACAUGCAUGAGCUAGAAGAGCAGGUGAACAAAACUGUCCUCAGGCAGAGCCCUCCACACCUUCUUCAUUGCCUUCUCUGGCAUGAAAGAAUCAGUCCUGGCCUCCUUUUUGCUGCUGGAGCUGUUUGGACAGGAGAUCAGGAAGGGUGCUUACAGCUCAGGGCAAAACAGCAAGCACGUCCAUACAGCAUCUCUUUUUCAUGCCAGAGCCACAGAUGUUAAAAAAUUUGAGACCUUAAACUAGUUGAGAUCUAAACUUAUUUUACAAGCUGUUUCAUGGUGGUGAUGGCUGCCCCUGCAGCCUUCAGUGACCAUGCUCUACUUAAUUUCACGCUUGAGUUUUUCCCAUCUUCAACUUCUCACAUUUGGCUCCUGCACUUCCUUCUGCCCAUACUGGUACUUGGUUCCAUUUAGCAGUGAGGAGACCGUCUCCUGGGGCAGUGGAAUAGCUUGUGCUUCUCACAUCCUAUGCAGCCUUAUUUGUCACAUUUCCAACCCUUAGUUCCCUUUUUGUGGUGCCAUUGCUGCUCCUUGGGAUUUCUGUGCCUGUUCUGAAGUUUGGAGAGCUGGACCAGACAUCAAGUUGGCUUUGCCAGAGCUUAACUCUGCUUGGAAAUCCCCUCCAUGCCCCUCUGACUCAUGGCCCUCAGAGCCAAGGUACUGUGCUGCAGGCUCAUAGCAACAGUCAUGUGUGGGGACAGCUCCUUUUCAGCUUUUUCCCCUAAUUUCACCUCCCACCCCUGCUUUCAGGGAGAUUCUCCACCCUGUGAUACAGCCUGUCUUUUCCAUUCCCAAGAACCUUCCUUUGCAGCCCAUCACUAUGCUGUGGGCUGCUAGCGUUUUUCCAGACCAUUCAGCUCAUGCUGUAGUAGCAAGCACCCUGUUCAGUGUUUUAUCAGCCCCACACGUAAGCCUUCAUCUUGUCAUCCAGACAACUGAUAUUAAGAUCUCUGAAAUGGUACUGGACCAAGGGUCACUGGGGAUCUAGGUAGGCUUCCUGUUGUUGAUGUCUCCCCAUUAAGCCUUGGCUCAGUGACAGAUCUCAGAAUGUAGCUGGUAAUACGUGUAGUUUUUAAUCUACUUGAGUCUUUUAAUGAAAAUCCUACAGCAUUAUUGAAAGCAGUGGAGAAAGCAAAGUGUUCUCUAUAUAUGCUCCUGCUCUCAGCAGCCAGAACUUUCCGUUUGCCCAGGGAGCAGUUUCCCUGUGUAAGAGCCUCAGGCUGCCCUUAGCUGUGCUUUCAUCUACCUAGUAGCAGUCUGGGGCUCUCUGCCAUUUCUCUGCCCAUUGCUUUGACCCUUUUAGAUUAUGCUGGCCUCCUACCAGCUGACCAUUCAUUAAAAAUUAGCACAUGUAUUUGGAAGAGUCUGUGAUUAAAUCAUCAAAUUGUUUGCAAAUUACUUGGGCCUAAAGCAUGACUGUGGCUGGUUUGGGGAGAUGCAGCCUCUCCUUGUGCCACUGCUUUGCUAAAUUCCCUCCUCUCUAUGACAGCACUAUGACAGAUGAGAUGGAAUCACUCCUGCCAUUCCCAUUUGAGAGGAGGCAGUGGCUGGAUGGUGCCUGCCUGCCUCACCUGACUCUUCCAGCUGUUUUUAUGGUAUGAAAGAGGAUGGGGUAAUGCCCGUCUGGAGAGCUCAAGGUGAACCCAAUGAGGUUCAUGGCCAUCACAGUUCCAACCAUCUCUGAAAUUCAAGUUUAUUCAACAAUCAUCUCAGAAACUCAAGGACAGCACUCCUGGCUUCAGAGAGGCAGCAUGGCCACAGCUGGAGCUGGGGCUCAUUCAGGGUUCCUGCAGCACUGGCAUGAAAAAAUGCACUGUGAUAUCCAGUGAUGGCCCCUGGGCUGAGCAAGAUUCCCUAUUUCACUCCCAGAUCUCAGGUAGGCUUCACUGGGGAGGCUUCUGGGGGGAGGUUAUUUUACCUGGUUUCUUAAGGAGUAGAAUUAAAGAUGGAACCUUCAUCUAGCCUAUUAUUUUUAAGAGCUGUGUUCAUUGUGUGCAGCCUAAUAACUAGUCACUGCACAGAUUCUGCAGUGACCAUUGUCACUCUGAACAGGAUGGGUAAAAUAUCAACAAGCAUUGCAAAAUAUUUCCCAGACAGUCAAACCAGCCUGGAUGCCAGCAGGCACUGCUUGGUUCUGUGCUCUCCUCUCUUUCAUGGCACAGUAACCUACUGGGAUCAGGACAUUUGCUCCUGGACAACUCACCAGGGCUCAGCAAAUCUUCCUAAGGCCUGCUGAGCUCAGCUCCCUAAGCACCCCCCCCCAAAUGUGGCAACCAUGACAUCCAUCAUUCUAGGACAGGGAGCAAGUGAGGGAGGCAUAUGGGAGUGGAGGUGUCCCUAACCACCAAACUCCAUCAGUUCCUGGGUGUGCAGCUGAGAUACAGGUGGUUCUAAUCUGCCAGCAGGGAGUCUGGAAAAGAUUCAAGACAAUCCUUCCUGAGUGCUUAUCCUGAUGCUAUGGUAGAAAGGACUAAUGCAGCCCUUUAAGGCAGGAAAUAGGAAAAGCAGAUUAAAUCCCUGUGUCAAAGCAUUAGGGAGGCUCAUUGUGGGAUUCCAUAUCUUGAAAAGGAUUCAGGAAAAAUCAUAGAGGCUCUAUAGAGCACAAACACAAAAAAUGGCUUGAGGGUGGGAGGAAAAGCCUGGCAGAAAGAGAAUUAAGCAACUCAGUAUAUUUAGCUUUUCAGAAAGACGGAUGAGAGGGGGUUUGCUUGCAGCAUAUGUGUAGUGUCACAAAGAGAAAGUGCCAGGCUCUGAAAGGCUCUUUAAUCAAGCAGAAGGCAGAAUAAAAUGGUAUGUCUGCAAGCUGAAGCCAGACACAGGGAGGUGGGAUGCUCUUCUGAACGUGAGGGUGAGGGACUCCUGAAACAGACCCAGAAAAGUGGGAGUCUUCAACGCUCGUCUUCAAUUCAAGCCUACCUCCUCUCUUGGAAACUAUGAGUGAACCAAACAGUGUGUGUUGGAAUUACUGCAAGGAGAUGAACUGCUGAGCGAGGUGCUGGCCAGGGGCUUGCACUCACACAGCCGCCUGCCGGCGCGACCAUUGGGUCACUUCAUCUGAGGAAGACUCUUGGAAAUCUGGUCCAGUCAGAGUGCUUGGGGAGGUGAUCAGGCAGGCUCCACGGGUUUAUCAGCUCUCAAAGUGGUCAUGUAGAAGAGCAGAUUUAAUGUGAAGAUGGGACUCUUGGUGUUUAUGCGUAACCUGCUGCUAGCCCUCUGCCUCUUUCUGGUACUGGGAUUUCUGUACUAUUCUGCUUGGAAGUUGCACCUUCUCCGAUGGGAGGAUUCAAAUUCAGUGGUUCUUUCCUUUGACUCCGUUGGACAAACAUUAGGCUCAGCUUUCCUUGUUGAACAGGAAGGAGAGAAAGAAAAACUGUGGCUAUUGUGCUUCCGCUGUCCAUCCCAUCUCACCUUGCUGCAGACCCAGGAAAAGACAGAGCCCAGAAAGAACCCACAGAAACCAUGGCAGCUCCAGGCCCAGCCAUUCCCAGUAGAAUAUGACAAACUGGGCUUUCUCCUGAACCUGGACUCAAAAUUGCCUCCAGAACUGGCAUCAAAGUAUGCCAAUUUCUCUGAGGGAGUGUGCAAGCCAGGCUAUGCAUCAGCGCUCAUGACUGUCAUCUUCCCAAAGUUCUCGAAGCCGGCACCAAUGUUCUUGGAUGAUUCCUUCAGGAAAUGGGCACGUAUCAGGGACUUUGUACCCCCCUUUGGAAUUAAAGGACAAGAUAAUCUAAUCAAAGCCAUCCUGUCAGCAACCAAAGAUUAUCGUCUAACUCCAGCUCUUGACAGUCUCAGCUGCCGGCGAUGUAUUAUUGUGGGAAAUGGUGGAGUCCUUGCAAAUAAGUCAUUAGGGUUAAAAAUUGAUGACUAUGAUGUUGUUGUCAGGCUGAACUCGGCUCCGGUGAAGGGCUUUGAAAAAGAUGUGGGUGGCAAGACAACACUCCGGAUCACAUAUCCUGAAGGUGCAAUCCAGAAAAUGGAGCAGUAUGAGAAGGAUUCCCUGUUUGUUCUGGCAGGAUUCAAAUGGCAGGAUUUCAAGUGGCUGAAAUACAUUGUUUACAAGGAGAAAGUGAGUGCCUCUGAUGGCUUUUGGAAGUCAGUGGCAACCCGUGUCCCAAGGGAGCCUCAUGAGAUACGUAUCCUGAAUCCCUACUUCAUCCAGGAGGCAGCUUUCAGCUUCAUCGGACUGCCUUUCAACAACGGCCUGAUGGGCAGAGGGAACAUCCCCACCUUGGGAAGCGUAGCAAUAACCAUGGCGCUGCACAACUGUGAUGAGGUGGCGGUAGCUGGGUUUGGCUAUGACAUGAGUUCACCCAAUGCACCGCUGCACUACUAUGAGAACAUCAAGAUGUCUGCCAUCAAAGAGUCCUGGACGCACAACAUCCAGCGGGAGAAGGAAUUUCUGAGAAAGCUGGUGAAAGCCCGAGUCAUCACUGACCUAACCAGUGGGAUUUGAGUGGCUGCAGCCACUGCAUCCAAGGGAGGAGACAAAGACACGCUGCAGCUCUGGGAGCAGGCACUGGCAGCCCCCUGCAAGAAUCCCACCUCACUGAAGACACACAGAGAUGCCCAGGUGCUCUGGGAAGACCCUCUUGCAUUGCCAGUCUGCAAGAGGGUUAUGUCUCCCACCUACAGGCCUAGAGCUGGCAGGAGGUGGGCAAGGGGCUGAGUGGACAGUUCUUGAACUCUGCAUCACAGACAGAUCUUCUGCAUCCUGAAUUAGCCAGGAAAGACUCAGGAGAGAGAAGAAAGGUUUGUGAAUAAAAUGAUUAGUGCCAAAUGGGAGGUGAUGCUGCCCCAAGGCAGCAAAGCCUGAAUGUACAAAGUAUUAUUUUUUAAAAGACUGCUGGAACCAUACUAGAAAUACCAAGGUACAAGGCAAAGUCUGCUUGUGCACAGCCCUGCGAAAAAACAGGCCUCUUCAUACUCCAUCUGCAUUGUUACUGGCCUCAGACCUUCCCCCAGGAAAACAAAUCCAUCCAAAACUUCGGUGUCAUUGGUGGCAAUUCGAAGGGAAAAUGAUGGCUUCCUCUCACGUGGAGCUUCUGGAUGGAGAUGAGCAUGGGUUUGUUUUUCUGCGUUUUUUUCCUCACUUCCUCCACAGAGGCAGCAACAGCAGCAGCCACUGACUUGGCUGUGUUCUUCAUAGCCAUUUGCCUCUGCCCUGACCCCAAAGUGGAGCAGGGAGCCGGUGGCUUUCUCUGCCUACAGCAGAUCCUCUGCACCUUCCUGCCUGUCACGACGCAGAGGAGCCUGCCCCGUUGUGCUCAAGACUUUCAGGCCUCUUGGUUCGUGCCUGCUGUGCAGGGCCCCCGUGGAGUCCAUGCAGACUGGUGUCACUGUUUCUGGACAGCAUCUCGCUUUGGUUUUGUGUGGGAGGGGAGUAAUUUAUUCUUUGGAAGGAGGUCAUAUCUUGAGCGGAGAUCUCAAGCUUUACAGUUUGAGAGCAGACUGCUGAAGAUGUUUGUUUUACGUUCCAGACUCGAUCAUGUUCCCUAUUUAAGCGAUGUGUGACCUCAGUGAUAAUGGAACCCGAUGGGAACUAUCACCCUCUGCUUGGCCCCUGCUCAUUCCACUUCCAAGCUCCUCCUGUGCUGCUCUAGCACUGCUGCUCCUCCUGCUCUCAGGAGCACAUCCUUCCUUUGCCGUCCCAAGAUGCACUAUUUGCACAUUUGAUUUGUAUACGUAUUUCAGGGGAGCUGGAAUAAACUGAUCAACGUGGCCAAGUGCGAGGGCAGCAGGGUGGUCUCAUCCACCUGAAGAGCGUGGGCAGAAGGGAGAUUGCCAAGGGAAUGAAUGGUUACAUCUGGAACAUGUGAGGGAAUGAAUGGCCCCUGUGCUCUCCUAGCCUGGGGCAGGCUGGAGUGCACCCACAGGCACUGUCCCAGUACCUGGGUGUUAAGGCACUGGCACACAGCCAGCUGGUGCUGGAGUCCAUGGAGGGGGGUCCCAGAGGGAUGUGGGUUGGGCUCAUGGUCCUGGCAUUGUGUCUGACAUUGCAGUCUGCCUAGCUCUGGACUGAAGGGAACAUGACCCUGGCAUGGCAAGGAAUGCUCAGAGCAGGGCUCACAUGGCUCCCCUAGACCAACUCUGCACCCACUGACUUGCAGGGACUGUGACCUUGGACCUGAGACCCUUAAGGGGGUGUGCAGGAGGACCAGGCAGUGACUUGGGUGUGGGGCAGACAAGCAAACUGUACAGAAUGGUUUGAGACCAGGCUGCAGACAGAGGCAGUUCCCAGGACAUGGCACUGAGUGCUGCUUACAGACCGGUGUGGGAUGCGCCCCUCAGGAGCCUCUCCUGCCUGCUAUGCCUGUAGCCAAGGAGCUUGCUCAGGGGCAAGUCCUGCCCAGCUUCUUGUUGUGGCUGCUCUUUCCCUUGUCAUCUGGGAACAGCUCAAAGAUCCUGCUGCUUCUGGGCCGCAGAAGGCAUGCUGGGAGGCUCUCCUUCCCUAUACCCUUCCCAUGUCCCAUCCUCGCUGCUCUGGCCUCCCAACCAGGCAGUCCAUGUUUCCCCAGGGACAUGUCUCCUGUCAGGAUGCUCUGUGAGGUUUCCAGCAGGUUUUUGAGCAUAUGCUGUGGCAGAUACUCCUUUGAAGUAUCUUCCAGUUUGUUUUUUGUUCUUGAGAAGUCCAUGGGACUGGAUGGCUAUGGCUCUCACCAGGCAACACUAACUUUGCAGUUCCUGGGUGUUGGCCUGGACUUGGGAUCAUCUUCUGUUGAGUUCCAGCCAUGCUGGCAGUGGGAAUGCUUGGUCUGGAUCUGGCUGAGAUUGUGGCUGGGGAAGGGUUGACACUCACUUUGUCUUGGUGCUUUAACCAGCUGCCAUGAGAGCCUAGGGCUGUAUCCAUGGGCUGCAGAGAGCUGAGAUGGCAGAGUGGGCAGCUGCAUCCAGAAGGAGGAGGGAAGAGCCUUCAGUGUCUGUGCUGGGCUCCUCUCCACCCACUGGGGGAAGCACCCUCACAGAGGAUUGUGAUGGCAUUAAUUUGAUUACGACUAGUUUUAUUGAACACUACAAAGCUACAGGGCACUUUUAUCUUCAAAUUGACUGGCUCCAGGUCCAAGGACACUACUCAUCCGAGCUUUCCACCAUGGCCAGGAAAAGGUCCUGAUGGGAAGUUGGACCAGGAAGGUGACUCCAAGCCCUUCCCUCCAACUUGACGGGGUCUCAAGCCAGAGGAGUCCAAGUUGAAUAGUUGAGCAUGGCCCAGAGGGACUGUGGUGGGUCAGGACCACCUGCAUGUAGAAGGAAAGAGCCUUUGGGGACCAAGACUCUCAUCUAGCUCACUGACACCACAGAGCAGCCCAUGGCUGGGUGAUGGGGCUCCAGUUCCAGGAGCAGUGCACAGCACUGGGUUUUGCUCCUGUGUGCUGUUCUUUUGGCUGCCUCCCCACAUGCACCUGCAGCCACCUCCCGCCCUUGAACCGCUGCAGUCCUGGCAGCUCGGAGCGGUGCACGCGGGUCAGAGCAGGGUCAGUGGGACGGAUGUGAGCCUUGGCCUCUCCCUUGCAGUGACUCACCUUGUCAGAUCGGAAGGGAGAGCCCAGGGGAAUUCUCCACAGCCUAAAUAUAGAGCGGGGUUGCCUGGUGCCUCUGAUGCGCUGUGGUGCAGAAAGGACACUCAGGUGGCAGGGAACCUGCCUAGAGACAGCCCAGGGAAACACAGGAAGAUUGGGGGCCAUGACCACUGUGGGUUUUGCUCCAGCUAGUGCAGGGAGCAGGUCUGGGGACCUACAGGGCAGCCUGCACGUGCUGCUCUGGAGGACAGGAGCUGCUGCUGCUGCUGUGCUGACCACACCAUGAGCUGCUUGUGCAUUUGUGGUAGUACACUGGCAUUGGGCUCCCACCACCAGCUCACCCUGUUAGGCCUGGCCAUGCUGUGGCCUCAAGCUCACACGUGCCAAAGGUAAGCACCAUGGCCAGGAAACAUGAGGCAGCAGUGGGAUCCAGCCCAACAUUCCUCAUCCCAACAUCUCUGGGCUUCCAGUGUCUCCUUCCUCAGAGGGAGAAGUGGAGAGGCCCUGCCCAGCCACUGUGCUGCCCCUUGGUGUGAGCACUGCUGGGAAUGGGAGAAGGUGUCAGGACAGGACCAUCUGUGUCAAAUGGGCGCAGCUGGGUUGGGUAGGGGCAGAACUGGACACAGGCAAGGGCUUCCAGAGUGUUUGGCAGGGAGGCAACCACCACGCCGAGCUCCACAGGCACCAGCACAGCGUGUGCUCUCAGUCCAAGCGUGUGUCACUUGCAGUAUUAGAGACGUGUCCAAAGUGCAGGAGCCCCUUUGGGGCCACUGCCCAGCCCCUCUGGGCUCUGGCUCCUUGCACAGCCUGCACAGGGUCUCAAAAAGGCCAGUGCAUUUGCCGGUACUAUACCAAGCCAAGAUGCAAGAACUCAAUGAGUUUUUAAAAUUAGUUUUAGUUUCUGCCUUUUUUUUUAAUUUCCCCUCUAGGCAGGGAGGGUAAGAGUCUUGCAGGCUCCUCCAAGCCGGCUUAUGUCACAUCAAUUCAGUCAUAUCACAGAAGCAAUAAAGCUAUCAAACAAG